AUGAGCGCCGUCCCUACCCCCCCACCCGCUGAUGGCCCACCGUCAACCCCGGAACCCCCAUCGGUGUUGCUUACUAUCUCUGCUUUACCAGUAAAGCCAGCUCUCGUUUCAAGUUUGGAGAUCGACGUGGAACAUUACGGUGCAUUCCCUCGUAAACAGCAUCCGGACCCACCUUCUGCCACUCAAAUAUCGCGAGAUCCCCCUCCGCUUCCAACUCGUGGCCGUCCCUCUCGCAAGGCCAAGUUGGAUGCUCUCAUGGCAAUCAAUGCAAGAUCGGAGUCUCCGGAAAUUCCCUCUGUCCAAGCGCCCGCGAGAGGUAUGGUCUCCGUAAAUGCACCCAGCGUGGCAUUUUCGAAGAGACCGGAGUCGAUCCAGGCCCCGAAACUCAACAUGACGAAUAUCAAGCAAGCCAACGACCCCAAACCAAAGUCCAGAGGGGAUGGGGGCAUAUUUGGGCUCGAGGAAUGCCCCACCUUCAAACCUACGGAAGCCGAAUUUCGAGAGCCUAUGCGAUACAUCGGUUCGAUCGCACCGAUCGGAAAGCAGUAUGGUAUAUGCAAGAUCAUCCCUCCUGAAGCGUGGCAGAUGCCUUUUGUAACUGAUACUGAGAGCUUCCGUUUCAUGACUCGUCUUCAACGACUCAAUUCUGUUGAGGCGACUGCACGAGAUCGGAUUAAUUUUAUGAUCAAGCUCAAUCAAUUUCACAAGCAGCAAGGGGAUGACCGUGUUACUGUGCCGACGAUCUCGCAUCGGCCCUUGGAUCUUUUUGAGUUUCGCAAGGAAGUUCAUUCGAGGGGAGGCUAUGAAGGUGUGAUCAAGGAUCGCGCAUGGGCCGAAGUAGCGAGAAAGCUUGGGUAUGGCCAGGGAGGCGUCUUGUCGACACAGCUCAAGCAGGCUUAUCAGCGUAUCAUCUUGCCCUACGAUAAGUUCGAAGAACAUGUACGUAAUUCUCCUGCCCAGUCUCCCUUGACUCCGAGAAAGAAGGGAGGGGCACAUUUCGACACACCGUCGAGUUUAGUGGGACGAAAGGCCCGCCUUCCCCGUAUGUCUGUCUCGAGAACGCCACUUCGGCCCACCCGAUCGGCAUCCAGCGGUUUGGCAACGCCGGUCCCUCAGCCUGGAUUUUCCAGUCCUUUGUCUGAGCCACCCGAGGGCUUCGAAUUUGAAGAAGAUCCGUCCCGUAAUUCCAGGAAGGAAAACAAGGUGCUGGACGGUGGGGGAGAAGACAUAGGGAUGACCGAUCUCAUGCCGCCCUUUGCUCAAAGUCAACGAGAGGAAAGGGCUCAAAGCCCUGAUAUUCGCCUUGAGCCACUCCAACCUGGUGAUGCUUGUGAAAUCUGCAGGAUAGACAAUGAUAACACCAACAUGCUUCUCUGUGAUGGAUGCGAUGCCGCGUUUCAUAUGUACUGUCUGGACCCGCCUCUUACAUAUAUUCCCAAGUCUCAGUGGUUUUGCCAUGCUUGCCUCUUCGGUACCGGUGGAGACUAUGGCUUUGACGAGGGUCAGGAGCAUAGUCUGGAGAGUUUUCACAUGCGAGAUGUAGAGUUCAGCAAGAAAUGGUUCGAUGCUCAUCCCCCGUCAGCCGCAGAUCAGGAACAGAUGAAUGAAGGGGCUAGGGUCAUAGGAGAUGGCCUGCAAAAGGUUACGGAACGUGCUGUAGAGCGGGAAUUCUGGAGGCUGGUCGAAUCUCGUACGGAGACGGUAGAGGUUGAAUAUGGAGCAGAUGUUCACUCAACUAUUCACGGAAGUGCCUCCCCCACGGUUGAGACUCAUCCACUAAACCCAUACUCCCGUGAUGGAUGGAAUCUGAAUAACCUACCCAUCUUGCCCGAUUCGCUCCUCCGCUACAUCAAGUCCGAUAUCUCUGGCAUGACAGUCCCUUGGACUUACGUUGGUAUGCUCUUUUCUACGUUCUGCUGGCACAAUGAGGAUCAUUAUACCUACAGUAUCAAUUUCAUGCAUUGGGGUGAAACGAAAACUUGGUAUGGCAUUCCCAGUGACCAUGCGGACAAAUUUGAGAACGCCAUUCGCAACGCUGCCCCCGACCUUUUCGAGACGCAGCCUGAUCUACUUUUCCAUUUGGUGACUAUGAUCAGCCCUGAGCGUCUGAAGAAGUCCGGCGUUCGUGUUUCUCAAUGUUUGCAACGUGCUGGGGAGUUUGUUAUCACAUUCCCGCAAGCCUAUCAUUCGGGAUUCAAUCAUGGAUUCAACCUGAACGAAGCCGUUAACUUUGCUCUUCCUGAUUGGUUGCCUCGUGAUCUGGCGGCUGUGCACCGGUAUCGGAACUACCUUAAACCUCCGGUCUUUUCUCAUGACGAGCUGCUUAUAACGAUCACCCAAUAUUUCAUGAAUGUCAAGUCUUCAAUAUGGUUGGAAAUCCCAGUCAAGGAGAUGUAUCUCCGCGAGAUGGGACUACGUCAAAAGCUCCGAGUGGAAUACCCUGAAAUCGACCAAGUCGUGGACGACAAUGAUCGUCCGGAAGAAGAAUACCAAUGUCAUCACUGCCACGCAUUCUGCUUCUUAGCCCAAGUCAUCUGUUCCUGCACCUCUAACGUGGCUUGUCUUGACCAUGCCAACAAAUUAUGUUCAUGUGAACCCGGCAAGAAGAGCCUACGCAUGCGAUUUGCGGACGAUGAGCUCACGACUCUUCUGAACAAGAUUUGUGAAAGGGCGGCAGCUCCAACUGCCUGGCGACAAAAAUUCCACAAGACCCUCGCGGCAUCAUCACGUCCACCUCUCAAGAGCCUUCGCACACUUGUUACGGAAGGAGAGCGUUUUUCCAGCGAACUUCCCGAGUUAAUCACACUCAAGAGAUGCGUGGAGCGCGCGAAUCGUUGGGUGGAAGAGGCAAGUGCCUUUACGACUCGCAGGUUCCAUGCUCGCAAACAAAAGCUUCGGACGACCCGGCGCAGUGCAUUAGAGGAGAAGGGCGCUGGUACGCCUCCACCGGACAACGAGACGCUCAAGGGUGUGGAGGAAAUCGAGAGACUCAUCAGGGAGUACGACACUUUGGGUGUGCAAAGCGACGAUUUCCCUGUUCUCGUGGAUGUACGUGAGCAAGCGAUGAACUUCGCCGCCAAUGCGCAAGCCGUGUUAUUACACACUUCUGAAGACGAGAAUCUGGUGGAAUGCGAAGCGCUGCUUGCGCAGGGCUCAUCCCUCAACGUGCGAUUGAAGGAAUAUGGCCUCCUGGACAAGAGGGUGAAGCGCGUGAAUUUUAUGAGCGAAGUGGCGACGUUUGACUCUCGCGUCCUGUCUCUGGAAGACAUCACGAACUACGUCAAUCGGGCUUCCGCAUGCGAUAUCCCACAAACGCACCCCAUCUUACGAGAGCUUCAGUCACAGAAGGCUGCUGGUGAAGUUUGGAAAGCACGAGCAUUACAGUGUGUCGAAGCGCCCGUGAUAUCUUUGGCCGAACUCGAAAGUGCUUUGGCGCGACCAGCGUGGAUACCCAUUGAUAGCGCUCUCCUUACAAAGAUGGAGAAUCUGCGAAACAAAACGGCAAUCCUCGAGGAUCAAGCGAGAAUUGUUUUGACUCACAUCCCUAUGAACCACGACUCUCUCCCUACAGUGGGUGACAUGCGCAAGUUUUUAUUAAAAGCGGAGGGCAUUUCAAGCACUCAUCUUGACCUGCUGCGAGCCAUCGUGGACCAAGCACUUGAUCUUGAAGCAAGCUUUGAACUGCUGUUAACCGAACCGCAUGUUGGCUUUGACUCUGUCAAACCCUUGCGCAGUAUGGACCAACUCCGAAGAACAUGUGAUUAUGCAGAAGAGCAUCUCUGCAAUCAUAUGAGGCUACCCUGGGUGGAGCGUAUGACGGCCGAACUGGAUGAGCAUGAAUCUUGGCUAGAAGAAAACCCAGCCUGGCUGAGGACAGGUCAACAAAGGCCCCGUAACAUGCGGAACGAGAUUUUGGAGAUGUUGCGGUACUACAAACGCAGCAUUCCUCGCGAAUGCAGCUGCAUUUGUUUAGAACGCUCAAGCCCUAAAGGUCCCAUGAUGUUACCGACCAUGAAGUGCCACAACUGCCAGGCAAAGAUUCAUGUUGAAUGCAAGAUGACAUCGUGUCCAUUUUGUGAUCCCGGUAACUGGACCCCAGAGUAUUUGAACCAUUUACGCGAACAGCUGCGUAAACCAACACCCUUUUACGAAUUGGUGCACAUUACGAACAGAGCACCCACUCUGACACGCAAAUUCUGGCGCGAUUAUGAAGACAUGAAGAAAAUCAUUGUGAAUCUUCAGAAUUUCCUGGACGAAGUGGAUCUCUUCCUUCAGGGUCAGCAUAACUACGAGGAUAUCUAUCGCAUUCGCUGCUAUAUGCGUGCCAUAUACUUCCUCUAUGUGGAUUGGGUUGCACCCGACAGUGAUGAACUUCCCCCACAACAGCGUUUGUCCGUGUUAUACCGACGGCUGGUCGAGGAACACAAGGAUCUUCUUCGGAGUCCCCAGCCUGCCAGAAGGCCGAGACGCCGGGACCCGGAGUUCUUUUUCCGGGAAGAUGAUAUCUUCUGUCUCUGCGCUCACGAAGAUCUGAACCACCCUACGAUCACAUGUCCUCGGUGUGAUAAAGUGUAUCAUAGAGAACAUGUGGGCAUGGGUGCAGAGACGCCCGACAACUGGCGCUGCUUACUUUGCUGUGUGCGGGCUGGGAAAGAUUAUCAUAACACAGUGGUGUCUGUCAUCAUGGGACAACUUGCAUCUCCUGUCUAUUUGGACUAUAAAGAAACAAUAAAGCAAGGGAAGGGUCCAAUUCUCCUGGACAAAGAUCCCAAUUUAGGAGAUGCCAAUGGACACUACCACCUCCAAUGCACCCGCCUAGUAGAGGGCAAACCUCUCGAAGGAGCCGCAUCCCAAAUGCCACCUCACAUGCAUUAUCCCAUGCCAAUGUUGCCUAUGCCUUACCAUGGCCCAGCUCCGUACAUCGACCCCGUGAUGGAUCGUCCCACCAAGAAAAGGCGCAUGGACCUGCCUGAUGUUCCUCACCAUGCCCAGGGGAUGCCUUUUAUGCGCUCUAUGCCCAUCAGUCUUCCAACACUGCCGCUCGGGAGGCAGAAGGAUGGUGGUGACCGUGCUGGUGGUCCUUGGAUUCAGGGAAAGCCUGCAGAUAUGCGGCCAUCAGGCCGAACUCCCCCAGAAUAUAUGCGUCAUUCGGGUCUACCUCGGCCGGAGCCACCGAGCGCUUCCGCUCGAUAAAAUUGGACACUCAUUGAUACUUUUCAUCUUCCUGUUGGUUCUUCUUUUCGGUGGCCUUGACCUCUCUCAUAGCUGCCCAGAGUGCACCCUUUGUCUUCACUUCUGUUGUACAGUUAUC
Messenger RNA from Dacryopinax primogenitus, 5311 nucleotides. RefSeq lists its product as uncharacterized. Gene Ontology annotation, molecular function: DNA binding; histone demethylase activity. Gene Ontology annotation, cellular component: nucleus. Gene Ontology annotation, biological process: chromatin remodeling. The transcript is spliced from 14 exons. The record is from RefSeq and is a predicted model, not a curated record. The coding region runs from base 1 to 5193 and encodes 1730 amino acids. NCBI's taxonomy places the organism in Eukaryota, Fungi, Basidiomycota, Dacrymycetes, Dacrymycetales, Dacrymycetaceae.